This is a messenger RNA of Phytophthora infestans T30-4, 4095 nucleotides long. RefSeq names its product ATP-dependent RNA helicase, putative. Gene Ontology annotation, cellular component: intracellular anatomical structure. The coding region runs from base 1 to 4095 and encodes 1364 amino acids. Gene Ontology annotation, molecular function: ATP binding; RNA binding. The record is from RefSeq and is a predicted model, not a curated record. The transcript is spliced from 6 exons. NCBI's taxonomy places the organism in Eukaryota, Oomycota, Peronosporomycetes, Peronosporales, Peronosporaceae.
AUGGCAACAACGCCACCAGACCGUGGAUUCGAGUUCCGCCGGGAUCUAGAGCAACUGGUGCACGAUGGCGUCCUCCAAUCCCGUCGACGAACUCAGCGCGCGCUCUUCCGCCCAGGCGUACUAGCCACGUCGUCGGAUCCCGCGGACGUGCAGCUGCAGGAGCGUACGAAGAAGAAACUGGCACGAGCGCUACGCUCGUUGCGUGAUGACUACGGCGCAUCGCUGGCCCAAAGCAAAGAGGCGCUGGCCUACACGAACUCGCUGGAGGACGCACUACGCUUUCUGACGCUGCAGUACGCGAGUGACGAGCUACCUUCCACUCUACGAGCUCUACCUACAGAUCUUCUAAGUGUUAAAGGCACAGACGAGAGCGGUGAGCUCCUGGCUGAGAAACCCCAAGGGGAUGCCAAGCAGACAGAAGCGCUCUCGUGGACUCAGCAAUACGUGCUGAACACGGCAGCUAGAGAAGAGGAAAUGGCUCGACGAGAGGCCGAAGUGACGCCAGAAGCUCGCGAGCUGGAGGAGCUGGAAAAGCGCUACAGUGAGCUGGUAGCGGCGUUGAAUCGUCUGAAGGAACGUAAGAGCAAGAAGAAAAAUAAAAGCGGGGACAAGCAGAAGACCCGAGAACUGAACGAUCAGGUGCAAGAUACACGACAUGAAGAGGAUGGUGGCAUGUUCGGGCUGCUAGAGGAGGCCGAGACGACCGUUGUGAGGGCCGAGGAGAUUAAAAAGAGUGCAGCUAUUGACACAGCGGCGCUCAUUGCGGCACAGGCAGCAGCAGACCUCGAAGCGUCUAAAGGGAAGAAGGGGAAAGGAGGAAAGAACAAGAAAGGGCGCAACAUAUUAAAGGUCCAAGCAGCAGCAGCUCAGGCUGCUCAAGCGCAAGCUGCUGCGGCUGCCCCGUGGACUGGGAAGUCGCCGCGUGAUCAUCUGAAGCAGCACUGCCGCAAGAAUGGAUUCCAGAAGCCGCAGUACAAGAAGCUGCCUCGCGCUCCCGGUGGAGGACACUUGUACGCGGUUGUACUGAGUAGCAAAACUCGUGGGAAGCAGGAAGUCACAGUGAGAGAUCCCACAGACGCAGCGCAAGGGUUUGAGUCGAUUUCAGACGCCAAGGAUGCUGUCGCUACCAGUGCAUUGUUCGAGUUGGCACCAGAUCUACCGCUUUAUCGAGUAUUACCGCCAAUGUACCGUGAUAUGUGGCAGAAGUGGGUAAAGGAACAGCAAGACAAUGAGGCGGCGGCAGCAGCUGCUAAUCGCGAUGAACAAGACGAGCUGUUGACUGAGAUUUUCAAUACUCUUCCAGCCGAGAUAGCCGAGAAGCGAGCUACUACUGAAGAUACGCUGGAGGAUUGGAGUGUGGACGACUGGGAUGCCGAUCUGUCGGACGAAGAUACGACGGUAGAAGAAGAGAGCGAAAGCGACCGCAAAGCUGCGUUACAGUUGUCUCAACAGCUACGAGAGCAGCUACAGAAGCGAAUGCGCUCAAGUGCGUACCGAUCAAAGCUUCAGCAGCGCGAGUCUUUGCCAAUUGCGUCAUUCAAGACACAAGUCGUCGAGAUGUUAGCAGACCACGACGUUAUCCUGAUCUCCGGCGAGACUGGCUGUGGCAAGAGUACGCAGGUGCCGCAGUUUUUACUCGAAGAUUUGUUGCUUUCCGAGUCUGGCGGUGCACGUGGACAGAUCGUUUGUACGCAGCCUCGUCGACUCGCUGCUAUUAGUCUGGCUGAACGAGUCUCGGAAGAGCUGAUCCGCCUUGAGACGCGCAUGACACGACGUACGCGUCUACUCUUCUGUACGACUGGAAUUCUGCUUCGGAAGCUGCAAGAUCCAAGCACAUUAGGCCAAGAAGUGAGUCACGUGAUUGUGGAUGAAGUGCACGAACGCGAUCUCCAGAGCGACGUGUUGUUGGCCAUGCUGUGUCAAUUUCUCGCUGACGGUAACGCAGCUAGACGCAGGAAGUUUGGCGGUACUUUGCCGCCUCUAAAGGUGAUUCUUAUGAGCGCUACCCUGAACGCUGCGAGUUUCCAAAAGUACUUUGGUGGUGCCGCAGUGUGUCCCAUGAUUGAAGUCCCCGGUCGCACAUUCCCAGUGGAGCAAUUCUACCUCGAAGAUGUGCUUGAAAAGACCCAGUUUGUCGUCGACGAGGAAUCUUCCUCCUACAUUCCAGUAGAUGGAAGCAGCGCGGACAGGAAUUCGACUCAAGUUACGAUCUCUGGUCGCGGAGGCACUUCAUACUCCCAGCAGGUCUCGUGGACUUCUUCGAGCUCCUCUUCGAAGACGAAAGCAAGUGAGCACCAGCAAAUGUUAGCUGAGACGUACAGCGAGUCCACAUUGCUCGCGUUAGAACGCAUGGAUCCAUCUGUCGUCAAUUACGAACUCAUCCAAGCGCUACUGGAGCAUAUCACGACAGAGACGGAUCUACUUUCUCUAUCGACGAGCGACAAGAAAAGCGCCUCCGUUCUCGUGUUCCUGCCCGGUCUUCAAGAGAUCACGACGCUACUGGAUAUACUCGGAGGCAGUCGUCUGCUGCGUCACGAUCCUCACGGUCGAGAGUUUGAGUUUCUACCGCUACACUCGUCGCUGUCGGCACAGGAACAGCAGCGUAUUUUCCGACAAUGUCCCGGUGUUAUUCGUGUAAUCGCAGCGACUAAUAUCGCCGAGACGUCGCUAACUAUUGAUGACGUUAAGGUUGUGAUUGAUACUGGACGCGUCAAGCAGAUGAGUCACGAUGCCCAGCGUCGCACGAAUGUGCUGGACGAGAUCUGGGUCGCACGUGCCAACGCCAAGCAGCGAGCUGGACGUGCUGGGCGUACGAGUGGAGGCUCGUGUUUCCGUCUCUUCCCGCAGUCUGUCUUCCGCUCCGUUAUGCUUGAACAGCCUGUGCCUGAGAUCCGUCGCGCCCCGUUAACGUCUUUGUGCUUGCAGAUCAAGACAUUCGGUGCCGGUGGAGAAGAGAAAGACGGCUGUGGAGAGUUCUUACGGGCGUGUUUGGAUCCUCCUGACGACGCUAGUAUCCAGGAUGCACUAGAAGAGUUGUUCGAGAUUGGCGCUUUGAGUCGACAAGACGAAGCGCUGACGAAACUGGGUGCGCAUUUGGCUCGACUGCCUGUGGACGUGAAGGUCGGCAAGUUGCUCUUGUUGGGCGCGCUGUUUGGUGUGUUUGACGCUGCGAGUACUUGUGCGGCCGUGCUGGAAACCAAGUCGCCGUUUGUGGCUCCUUUUGGUCGUCAGAGUGAAAUGAAACAAGCUCGACAGACUUUCGCGGUUGCUGCGAGUGAUUUACUCACCGACGUGAACGCUUUCGAGGCCUGGCGUUAUGUUGUACAGCACGGCAAGAGCUCAGGAGUUAGCGAGAAGAGUUUCUGUCAGAGCAACUUCUUGAGUCAUCGAGGACUACGUGAAGUAAGCAAACUCAAGCGUCAGUUCCGAGGUCUUGUGGCUCAACUGGGCUUCUUGCCGUCGUCGGAGAAGGAACAAGACGAGCGUAUGAGUGUCCAGCAGUUGGCGACGAUAUCUGCGAUCCUGUAUGCUGGUUUGGCUCCGAACUUGGUACAUGCCGAGCCCCCGAUGGCGUAUGGCCCUAAGCGCGCAGUACUUCGCGAACGUAACCACGGGAUUGUCGUGAUGCAUCCGGGUUCCAUCAACUACAAAGUGGCGACGUUCCGAGCGAGUAACUUCCUCACGUACGCAGUGAAGCUACACACGUCGCAGGUGUAUCUUCCAGCCUCCAGUCUUGUGUUACCUUUGGCUGUGUGUCUAUUCAGCUAUGCACUGGAGCCAUUGCCACAGCUGCGACGUAAGGACAAAGACGGCAACGAGACAAUUGGGCUGCGAGUGAACGACUGGGUGGUUUUCCAGAGCUCCUUCCGCUCUGCUGCACUGCUACUGGAAGUGCGCAAUGCGAUUGUCGAAGCGAUCGAUGCCAGUCUUGAAACGCCUCCGUACACUCGUGGGAAAGCUGAGUCUGACACACAGAAGAGCGAGCGCGUGGAACUUGUGGCUGUGUUGCGCGCGCUCUUCCUGGCGGAAUUUGAAGAGCGCGAUCCCAAUAAACUGCUCUCAGGGCAACUCUGCGCUGGCAAGAAACGUGGCUAG